AUGCACCUGCGUCCCGACCACGCUGUGCGGGACCUGCCCACCCUGCAUGCCUUCAUUCGUGCGCACCCCCUCGGCGUCAUCACCACCUCGCUCCCAUCGGACAACUUCCCAACUCUACAAUGUAGCCACAUUCCCUGGGUGCUAGACACCGAGAACGAGACAGAAGCUGUCCAGGCAGAAGAUUGCGAAACCGAAAUCCCCUCACCCCAACCAUCUCAGACGGCCCCAAAUAGCAGUACCACACACCAGCCAGCCCUCGGCGUGCUGCGUGGGCACAUCGCGCGCGCAAACCCGCAGACGGCAGCCAUGAUCGAAGCCGUCACGGACGGCCACCCCGCCACCAGACCCAGUCCCAAUGCAGUCAGUGCCAGUGCCAGCACCAGUGCCAUCGGUGCCGUUCUGCCGGGCGAGGUGCUGAUCGUCUUCACCAGCCCUGUCGAUCACUAUAUAACGCCGCACUUCUACACGUCCAAACAGGUCACGGGGAAGGUCGCCCCAACAUGGAACUACGCCGCUGUGCAAGUCUACGGUCGCAUGACGGUAUACCAUGAGUCGAAAGACGAUGGUGUGGGUGCUUUUUUGCAUGCACAGUUGGCUGAUUUAGCACGGGUGGGGGAGGAAGGUGUGAUGGGGUAUAGAUCUGGUAAGCCCAAUGGCGAUUUUCAUGACGGCGGUCAUGACGGUGGUGGUGAUGACGGCCCUACGCCAUGGACGAUCGCCGGGGCACCGGAAGAGUAUAUCGCCCUCUUGAAAAGGAACAUCGUCGGUAUGCGCGUGGAGAUCACCCGCAUCGAGGGCCGGUUCAAAGUUAGUCAGGAGCGGCCAGUAGGGGAUCGCGGCGGGGUGGUGGAUGGGCUGGAGAAGAUGGAUGGCGGGGCGGCGAAGGCCAUGGCGCGGUUUGUACGCGAGGGGCGCGUGCUAUUGCCCGAGUGA
Molecule: messenger RNA, 933 nt
Organism: Penicillium canariense
Lineage: Eukaryota; Fungi; Ascomycota; Eurotiomycetes; Eurotiales; Aspergillaceae
Product: FMN-binding negative transcriptional regulator
Exons: 1
Coding region: 1-933 (310 amino acids)
Source: RefSeq, a predicted model, not a curated record